GGCGAAGUCUCGUUUGGCGCCCGUGACUCCUGCCCUCAGUGUGCCGAGACUGGAGCUGAUGGCAGCCCUGAUCGGCUGCCGCCUGAUGGAGUUUGUUCGCAGUUCUCUGAGCCUGGACUCACCGCGAGUGGUCUACUGGACUGAUGCCAAGGAUGUCCUCUACUGGAUCAGCAGCAAGAGGGCGCUCAAGCUGUUCGUCCACAACCGAGUGAAGGCCAUCACCGAGAUGUCGAGCCCCGAGCAGUGGCGUCAUGUCUGUGGGGAGGACAACCCAGCUGACAUCGGAACCAGAGCUCAGUGAGGAGGGAAUCUUGCUGGCGACGCUGCGGACCGGCGAACGACCAGUCCCGAUCCUACCAGAAGAGGCGCGCAUCACGACGCUGAUCGUAGAAGAGGCUCACCGCCGGUGCUUCCACCAGGGGACUCGCGUGACACUGGCCCUGCUCACCGCAGAGUACGCGGUAAGGCGGCGGACCGUUCGCCGAGCUGUGGACUCAUGUCGCCGAUGCCGUCGCUACCGAUGUCUUCCCUACAGGUCGCCAGAGGGGGUGCUGCCGAGUUUUCGCGUGCAGCCGUCCCGACCGUUCGCCAAGGUGGGCGUCGACUAUUUCGGGCCACUGUACGUGGACGGCAGCGCUAAAAAGGUAUGGGUACUUCUCAUCACCUGCGCCACCUCCCGUGCUGUCCACCUCGAGCUAGUUCACUCCCAGUCGACAGCUGACCUCGUCCUGGCCCUGAGGCGGUUCUUUGCGCUUCGCGGGACACCUGCGCUCAUCUACAGCGAUAACGCGAGGACCUUUCGAGCGCUGCUGGGUCAGCUCCCAAGGUGUGUCACCUGGCGGUUCAUCCCUGAAUCGGCCCCAUGGUGGGGAGGCUUCUGGGAGCGCAUGGUGGGUGUAACGAAGGCGGCUCUGCGUGCAUCGUUGCACCUCUGUCAUCUCUCCUUUGAACAGCUGUCUGUCGUUCUUUAUGAGUUGGCGUUUUUUGUCAACCUGCGCCCCCUCACCCAGGGUGAUGGGGAGGACCUGCUCACGCCAGCUCAUCUGCUGUUCGGUGUGACCACAAUCGAUGGUGUUGUGUGCCCGACUCUGACGGAGUCCCCACUCAACAGAGCCUGGAGGCACCGCCGGAGGGUGUCUGACCAGCUGACUCGGCGGUGGAACGAGUAUCAGCGCGCGCUCCGCUGCUGGCACCGGUCGCCGCGGGGGCAGCCGAACCGGACACCGGAGGUGGGAGACGUCGUGCUCGUCCACAACGAGGGGCCGCGCGGACGGUGGCCUCUCGCACGCGUGACCGAGCUCCUGGUCGGACCGGACGGCCAGACCCGCGCCGCGAUCAUUCAACUGCGCGGUCGCCGUACGCGCCGACCUCUCAGCCGGCUGUUUCGGCUGGAAGCGGCCCGUGAGGCGCCGUGAACCGGACCCGGAUCGGUGGUUAGUCUGGUGACACGGUUGCGACUGUCCCGGUGCGCGCGCGAUGCGUUGUUGUGAUUUGUUAAGUUGCUGUACCUGUUUUCUGUUCUUUCGAAAUCUCGCCCCGAUUUCGAGUGGGGAGUAUGUGCGAGUUUCCCCCUAAAUACUUUCAUCGCCGAAAAUUACCCCUAAGUGAUUGCUGCCAUUUUUAUUUGGUAA
This is a messenger RNA of Amphibalanus amphitrite, 1631 nucleotides long. RefSeq lists its product as uncharacterized. The record is from RefSeq and is a predicted model, not a curated record. Bases 252 to 1415 code for a protein of 387 amino acids. Gene Ontology annotation, molecular function: nucleic acid binding. The transcript has 2 exons. Gene Ontology annotation, biological process: DNA integration. Lineage: Eukaryota; Metazoa; Arthropoda; Thecostraca; Balanomorpha; Balanidae.